AUGGAGCGUGUGCUGUGUGGUGGGGAGCCACGGGUGCACUCUGAACUGAAUCGCAUAACUUGUCCCAACCACACACGUUCGUCAUGUGCAGGCGAAAACAUCUGCCUUCAUCCUUGCAACCGGCACUUUUUGCCAACACAACGGCCAACAUUCUUUUACGAAAACGCCCCCUCUGACCCUGAGACGAAGCUGUGGAUAGAGGUUGUCCCGUCAUCUGAGGCGAAGCAGCUCUAUUUCAACCAAGUCUCUUCAGGAGAACCUCUCUACAAGCACACACUGACUCCUGGAAGCUCAGGCAGGAUUGAGCUUGGCCCCAUUCCUGAACCAGGUCCGGGCAUUCAGAAACUUUGA
Messenger RNA from Eimeria acervulina, 351 nucleotides. RefSeq lists its product as hypothetical. The record is from RefSeq and is a predicted model, not a curated record. The transcript is spliced from 4 exons. Lineage: Eukaryota; Apicomplexa; Conoidasida; Eucoccidiorida; Eimeriidae. Bases 1 to 351 code for a protein of 116 amino acids.